AUGGAUUGGGGAAACGCCAUUGUAAAGGAGAUUACAAAGGACGAGGAUGGUCGUGUGACUGCGUUAUCUGGUGUUCUUAACCUCCAAGGGUCUGUGAAGACUACAAAGCUGAAGCUCACAUGGCUUCCAGAGACUAAUGAAUUGGUCAAGCUCAUAUUAACAGAGUUUGAUUACAUAAUCAAGGAGAAGAAGGUGGAAAAAAAUGACGAUGUUGAUACUAUUGCGAAUCCGUACACCAAGAAGGAAACAUUGGCACUUGGAGAUUCUAAUAUGAGGAAUCUACAGCGUGGAGAUGUGAUUCAGCUUGAGAGGAAAGGCUACUACAGAUGUGAUGUACCAUUUGUCAAGCCUUCUAAACCCAUUGUCUUGUUCUCAAUUCCAGAUGGAAGGCCACACCAGCCAUUGUCACCUAAUUGA
Messenger RNA from Eruca vesicaria subsp. sativa (arugula), 417 nucleotides. NCBI's taxonomy places the organism in Eukaryota, Viridiplantae, Streptophyta, Magnoliopsida, Brassicales, Brassicaceae. The record is from the annotation of a GenBank genome assembly.